Messenger RNA from Erigeron canadensis, 1865 nucleotides. RefSeq names its product heat stress transcription factor A-5-like. The transcript is spliced from 2 exons. Bases 45 to 1511 code for a protein of 488 amino acids. Gene Ontology annotation, molecular function: DNA-binding transcription factor activity; RNA polymerase II cis-regulatory region sequence-specific DNA binding. Gene Ontology annotation, cellular component: nucleus. Lineage: Eukaryota; Viridiplantae; Streptophyta; Magnoliopsida; Asterales; Asteraceae. Gene Ontology annotation, biological process: regulation of transcription by RNA polymerase II. The record is from RefSeq and is a predicted model, not a curated record.
UAGACUAGAUGAUGUGGUUAUCCCCAUAAAAUAAUACGUCGCUUAUGAAGUCGUUAAAAGUCUCCCAACUACCUCCAUACCUUCUUCCAUUCCGGGGUCUUCCAAACCGACGCGCACACACACAUAACACGAAUCCAAUGGCCGAAAAACCCACAACCGGCGGCGGAGCUGGACCGGCACCGUUUCUUCUCAAGACUUACGAAAUGGUUGAUGAUGCACUUAGCGACGCGAUAGUCUCCUGGAGCUCAACUAGUAACAGUUUCGUUGUUUGGAACCCACCUGAGUUUGCUCGCCUUUUGUUGCCAACUUAUUUUAAACAUAAUAAUUUUUCAAGCUUCAUUAGACAACUCAAUACCUAUGGUUUUAGGAAGAUUGAUCCUGAGCGAUGGGAAUUUGCAAAUGAAGAUUUUGUAAAAGACCAAAAGCAUCGUCUCAAAAAUAUACAACGAAAAAAGCCAAUUCAUAGUCACAGUAAUCCUCAAGGAUCUACAAUUGAUCCUGAAAGAGUAGCUUUUGAGGAAGAAAUUAACAAACUAACUCAAGAGAAAAUAGAACUUGAGAAAAGUCUCUCGAGAUUUAAACAGCAGCAACCUCUUACAGAGGCUCAACUAGAAGAUCUUACCCAACAAGUUGACGGUAUCGAGCAAAGGCAAAAUCACCUGCUGAUGUACUUGAAAAAGGCAGUUCAAACCCCCGGAUUUGCUGACCUCCUUUCUCAAAAGCUCGAGUCUAUUGAUUUAUCUGCUUAUAAUAAGAAACGGAGAUUGCCGGUGGACGAUAAGUCUCAAGUGAUAUUAGAUGAUGGUGUUUUAGUAGACAACCGCAGCCUUUCUAGACCGCAAUUUGGGAAUGUCUUUAACCAUGAAUCUGCAUAUAAGAUUAGGCUUGAGUUGUCGUCAGCUGUUUCAGAUAGUAACAUGGUUUCACACAGCACUCAGAGUUCCAAUGGGGAUGUGGGAAGUCCACAGGUUAGAUUUUCAGAGGGGUGCAUAAGGGAUGAUGUCCAGAUGACUUCUGGUGGGCUUCCAUUGGCUGCAGAACAACUAGAGGUUUCGGAUACUGGUGCGUCGUUUACCUUUAACAUGGACUCUUCUUUUGCUCACAAGUCAGGGCCCUGUGAAAUUCCUAGCUGUUUAAGUAUUGAUGAAGAAGCUGAGGGUCAUAUUUCAAGUCUACUGAAUCUUAGUUUGGCAUCGGGUUUGUCACAGGUUAAUGCAAGUCAAGGUACUGGUAGAAUUGCUCAGUCCAUUGAGGAAAUUGGAAAACCUUCUUAUUUCUCAAUUGAUAAACACAAUGAAGCUGGUCUAAAUGUCCCCAAAAGCAACAGAACUCUUUUGAGUACCGAAGUACCACCAGCCAAUAAUCAAGUACCGACCCCACCUGUGAACGAUGUAUUCUGGGAGCAGUUUUUAACAGAGAAACCUGGCUCUUCAGAUCUUCAAGUGGCAAGCUCCAGAGCAACCGGCUCUUACGAGCAAGAAGACCAAGGAACAGCCCAUGGGCCGCACUGAAAUUACCAGAACUUGCAGAAUCCCUAUCUUUGAUGUCAAAAAGAUAACCCUAUAAUAGUUUCCAGGUUUGUAGCAAAUUCUUUAAAAUCACAAAGAUACACAAGUCACCACUCACCAGUUGAGUUAGUAUUCAUCUUGUUUUUGUAUAUGAUGGUAAUGUGUAAUGGUAUUAUACUAUUAUGAAUGAUUUAUAUAUCUAUGGAUUAGAAUAGAUAAUUUGGAAUAGAUAAUUUGUAAGUGAUUUUAACAAUAUAACAUGUGCACUAGUUGUACACUUGUACACUUGUACUCGAUAUGAGUAUAUGUUACCGUUAAUUUGAAUAAUCUGUAUGCUUGCAUUUUUGUAUGUUUAAA